Aspergillus oryzae RIB40 is the source of this 1611-nucleotide messenger RNA. RefSeq lists its product as uncharacterized. The transcript is spliced from 3 exons. The coding region runs from base 1 to 1611 and encodes 536 amino acids. The record is from RefSeq and is a predicted model, not a curated record. NCBI's taxonomy places the organism in Eukaryota, Fungi, Ascomycota, Eurotiomycetes, Eurotiales, Aspergillaceae.
AUGGACAUGAAGACCGCAGUCAGGAAGGAGACUACUAAACUCUACAACUUUAGUAACAUCAGAUACGCAGCUCCACCUCUAGGAAACCUACGGUUUCGAGCCCCGUUGCCGCCUAAGGUGAACCGCACUAAAGUCCAGACAGGGACAGUAGGUAGAAUUUGCCCACAAGCUACGCCGAUAUGGAGCAGAUAUAUUAUGCCGCAGUUUUUGACAAGCUACUUCACAAACGCAACGUUUAGCGCUUCCCUCGAUGUCUCCUCCUACCCUGUCCCACUCAUCCAGGACCCCAGAAUCUCGGAAGAUUGUCUUUUCCUUGAUGUUGUGGUUCCACAGAAAGUAUUUGACCGAGCUCAGGGCGAAACCCCGGUACCUAAAGAAAGUUUGGCUCCGGUCAUCGUUUAUUUCUAUGGCGGAGGGUAUGUUCUAGGCGAUAAGGGUGGUGUUGAUCCAUCUGGUCUCAUUCAACGAAGUCAACAGCAGGGGAAGGACGGGGUCAUAUAUGUGGCUCUGAACUACAGGCUCGGUGCAUUUGGCUGGCUUGCUGGUCACACAGUAUCCCGCAAAGGAACCCCCAACGCCGCACUUCAUGACCAACGACUCGGCUUGACCUGGGUAGCUCAGAAUAUUCAUCUGUUCGGAGGUGAUGCCGACCGAGUCACUGUCAUGGGCGUAUCUGCUGGAUCAGGGUCCAUCCUUCAUCAACUCACUGCGUACAAAGGGCUCCAGGGACCUUCCCUAUUCCAACAGGCCAUCCUACAAAGCCCCUCCUGGGAGCCGAACUAUGACACAGACAAGCAGGAACGGACAUUUCGUCAAUAUCUCAAGCUCCUCAACGUCAGCACCAUCGAAGAGGCUCGCCAGUUACCUUCCGAAAAACUCAUUGCUGCCAACACCCAUCAGGUUUCAAGCUCACCCUACGGAACAUUCACUUACGGCCCCGUGGUGGACGGCGUCUUUGUUGCCGGUCUCCCGGGCAAACUUCUGCUGCGCGGGGAGUUCGAUCAUAGCGUCAGGAUAUUGAACGGUCAUACUUUGAACGAAGCUCUCAUGUACACGCCUCCAUCCAGUUUUCAAGAACGGGGUUUACUCGCACUCAUGGACGAGCAUUUCUUUGACCUUUCGGAAGAUAUGAAAGAGACCAUCGUAAAUGUUCUAUAUCCACCCAUUCUGGAUGGGAAGUACGGGUACCUCGGCUGGGUCGAGCGAGUCUCUUCCGCCCUCUCAGACAUAUGCUUUCAGUGUAAUUCAUACCACUUGAAUCACGCAUACAGUAACAGCACUUACACCUACGUAUUCUCCAUCCCUCCCGCUAUGCACUGGAUGGAUCAUCCCUACUCAUUCUACAUUAAAGGUGGAAAGCCUUUAGUUGAGAAUCCUCUCUUCCAAGUGACAAACGAGACGGUGGCCUUUAUCCUGCAAGACUACGUUACAAGUUUUGUUCAAACGGGAAAGCCGACUUCUUCAUUAGCCCCGGCCCUCGAGAUAUGCGGCCCGGAGAGCCGUGUGGUCAGUAUAGGAUCAAACAAUAUCACGCGGAUGCGUGAUCCAGCUUGCAAUGCUCGGUGUGUUUACUGGCAAACUGCGUUUGCCUACAGUCGGGACGACUUGUGA